Molecule: messenger RNA, 6777 nt
Organism: Plectropomus leopardus (leopard coralgrouper)
Lineage: Eukaryota; Metazoa; Chordata; Actinopteri; Perciformes; Serranidae
Source: RefSeq, a predicted model, not a curated record
CGAGACCACUGUCAACGAGAGCUCACUGAACGCCUACCAUGACUGUCCGCUCCGCUGUCUGGAUCCACACAGAAUGUAUUUCCCCGGAGUCGUUUCUCACUUUGCAUUUGCGGUAGCCAGCCCGUCGCUAGUCGUCCAGCUGGCGACCUAAACAAGAAGAAGAAGAAAAAAAAAACAUUUCUUUUGCACUUUAAAACAAGUUGGCUGGCUGGCUGGCUGACGGCCGUCGGUUUACACGGCGAGAACUCAUCGGCGAUUUUUCACGAAAAUUGUCUGGUUUGCAAAACCUCGCAACGGUCGACGACUUACAACCAGCUAGCUUUAGCUUGCGUUAUUUAGCUGCUUUUCAAAGUCAUUUUAUUCGUGUUUUUUGUUUUUGUUGUUAGUGGUGCUUCGUCCCCCUCCCCGCCCCCCAUUAUAUCGUGACGUUUUUUAACAAACUGUUUUUCGGCGAGUUUAAUUUCACGGCAUAUUUUGUUAUUUUUUUGUGAUGCUCAGAGCAUUAAUUACCGUACUUGCUGUGCGUAUAUCUGGCUGAGUAGCCGUUGUUUACCUCGGUAUCUUGUCACCAAGCUGCUUCUGCAGCAGUCGGCUUAUCUGCCAAGUCUGACUUUAAUUGCGACUGAAUCUCUGCUCCAUCUCUUUUUACGGGUAACUUUAGAAAAGACAUCGGAGAAUGCUUUUCUGCGUAUUUUUUCUGCCAUGCACCGACUCUUCACUGAAAGCUGCCAAAGCUGUGGUUAACGCAAGCUGAGAGAAGCUAGCGACAGAAGAAAGAGAACCAUUUGAUGGAAGAAAAGAAAAAGAAAAAACAAGACGAAAAGACCAAGACGGACGUCGCUCAGAAAAAGGCUGCUGAUCAGAAACCCAAAGUGCCAGAGCCUGCUCCCACUAAGCCCAGUCCCGGCCCACCCCACCACCUCCACCCCGCCAGCCCUACGCUGCCCCUCUCCUCCUCCUCCUCCUCUUCUGGCAAUGGCAAGCGCGCCUCCUCCAGUAGCCAACUCCCGACUCAGACUCCCCCUCAGCAGCAGUGCCAGUUGUCCUCUGCCAGUGCUCGCUACCCGCCCAGAGAGGUGCCCCCGCGCUUCCGCCAGCAGGAGCACAAGCAGCUACUGAAGAGAGGCCAGCCACUGCCUGCAGGAGCCCUCAGCGCUCUCACCCUCUCCUCCUCCUCUUCCUCCUCCUCUUCGCCCUCAUCAUCUUACUCUUCUUCUUCUACGACUACCAGCAGCACUUCCCCAAACUCUGCCACGUCCACUGCGAGCAAACGCCACCCAGACAUAUCCCUCCAGAGUGGCUCUGUUGCCCAGUAUGAGACCUCUCAUUGGGGAGCCUCUUUGCCAGUUGACAACUCCUCCAGUGCCAACAGCUGGGACAAAGUGAUUAUUGACGGAAGUGACACAGAAGCUUGGCCCUCCAUUAGCCGCAGCAGUGACCCCAGCCACCCUGCAGCAACAGAAUGCCCCUUGGGCUCAGUUAGCUCUAACGCAGACACCAGUGCUGUCACUACCACCAGUAGUAGUAGUUUUCUGAGUAUGGCCACAGGUGCCGCAGGCCAGCAGGCCCACUACCCCUCUCUUAAAGCUAACAAUAACAUGAUGACGGGACCUGGGUCAGCCAGCACGUGUGGUAAUCGAGGCUGGGGCUCUGAUGGGAAACAAGAUGGUAUGAACGGCAGCCGAGUAGGAGCACCUAAUAGCUGGGGCUCUGCCAAUUUUAACUUGAACCUCAAUCCCAAUGCCAACCCAUCAGCCUGGCCUGUCCUGGGCCAUGAUGGUGGUGGAGGUUGCAGUAUUGGCCCCAACGGUGUGUCAAACUCACCAUCCCUCCCACCAGGUAUCAACGGCAAUGGAAACAUUGGUAAUGGUAGCCUGGGAGGUGCAGAUAAUGGCGGGGGAGGUUGGGUUGGCAUGAUAAGUGCUAACGAAAAUGAUCAGCAGCGCUCUUCAACCAACGCAAGCUUGUCCUUCAAAAUGGAACAUUCUAACCUUAACACUGACGGACCAAACCACACUAAGCAGCAGCAGCAGCAAGCUCAGGAGCCUAUGAGCCCCAUCCAUGGGUUAACUGGCUGGGGAGGCCAGUCACCCACUGAAUCAUCCCAGCUCAAUGGGGACACAACAGGCAGCUCUGUAUGGGGUAGUGGAGAAACCAAGGCAGCUGACUCUCCCAAGGACUCAGGCUGGGAGUCAACUCCCUCUGGAAGCCUUUCUGCCUGGGGCCGCCAAGGCAGUGGCGGUGGGAGUAGUGGAAGCGGUGGCUGGGGAGACUGGGGUAAAUCCUCUGGUGGCGGAGAUGCAGCUAAAGGUUGGGACUCUGUAGAUGCUGGUAGUUCUGGUUCAGGCCAAGACCAGCAACUUGGUUCAUGGGGCCAGCAGCCUAGAAAAGCCCCAGCAAGCGAGGGUAGCGGGGACAGCAGCGAAAGUCAAUCUGGCCAGAGAAACAGGUCGUCCAGCACGGAUUUUACCCCUUUGUUACCCCGGCAGGACCUGGACCCAAGGGUGCUGAGUAACACGGGUUGGGGACAGACCCCCAUCCGACAGCACACUGUAUGGGAGAUGGAAGAAGCCAACUCUGAUGAUGGGAAGAGCAAAAGCAGCUCAGACACCAUAGGAGGCUCCAGCUCUAAUGGUGGACCCUCAUCCAUCAAUGGAGGUACCAUCAACCCAAAAAUGAGCCCCAGUCAGAGGCCUGGGUCUGGAGAAAAAAGUGACAGUGAAGGAUCAUCAUCCUCUGGCUGGGGAGCCCCUCCACCUCAGCCUAUCCAGACUGGAUCAGGAUGGGGGGACCCCCCACAGUCACACUGCAAAGCGCCGAAUGGCACUACCAGUGGCUGGGGUGACCCUUUACCUACCAACGGGCCUAGAAAUGGAGGCGCACCAUCCUGGGGUUCUGAGGAAAAGUCAUCCAGUUGGGACGAUGGCAUGACAAAAAGUCAGCCCACUAGCUGGGGAGAGGGCCCCAAAAGCUCCCAUGGAUGGGGCAACAGUAAUGGGAGCUCCAAUGGCUCCAGCACAGGGGAGUGGGGAGAGACAGAGGUCAAGAACAAUGGAUCCUCCAGCAGCAUGUGGGAAGGAGAAGGAGGGAAUGGAGAAAGUGGUGGAUGGAAGGAAAGCCCCAGGGGAGGAAAUAGAGGAGGAGGAGGCUGGGGUAAGCCCUCUCCUACCGUGAGUAAUAGCAGCUGGGGGGACACUUCACGUGCCAACGGCCAAUUGCAGGGAGGUUGGGGGUCUUCCAAGCCCCAGGAAAGCAGCAGCAGCAGCACUGGCAGUGGAGGAGGUGGCAGCAUGGGUUCAUGGGGUGGUCCCGGCACUGUUAAGCAGAACACAUCUAGCUGGGGCAACGGCAGCAAACAGGACCAGGGCAUGGAGCCCACUGGCUGGGAAGAGCCCUCUCCUCCCUCAAUCCGCAGGAAGAUGGAGAUCGACGACGGAACGUCCACCUGGGGCGAUCCCGGCACCUACAACAAGACUGUCAACAUGUGGGAUCGCAACAAUCCCAAUAAUAACCCAGGCAAUGCCGGCCCACCUCCCAGUAAGAAUGGUGGAGUGAUUAUCCCCAACAAUAACAACAAUCACUCGGUCGGCCCUGGCAACAACAAUCACCAUCACACACACCACAUGCACCACCAUCCCCAUACCCAUCACGGCCAGCCCCCAACUCACCUGCAGCACCAUGGAAACAACAAUGGGUCACCCAACAAUGGCGCCCCACAUCCCGGUGCAGGCCCCCAGGGUAGACCCCCGCUCGCCAACCCAGGUUGGGGAGAGCUUCCCAAUGUUCAACCCAAGUCGGAGCCUGCUUGGGGAGAGCCAGCAGCUCCAACAUCAACUGUGGACAAUGGCACCUCUGCUUGGGGCAAGCCCCCAGGGGGAGUAGGAGGAUGGGGAGACAGUGGCCACGAGCCCUCUGGACCCUAUGGCAGGCCCAACGGACCCACAGGUUCUGCACCCUGCAAACCAGGCCCCAAACCUAUGCAAGAUGGCUGGGGAAAUGGAGGAGAGGAGAUGAGCAUGUCUACCAGCCAAUGGGACGCUGAGGACGGGGACAUGUGGAACAGCCCCACAUCCCAGGAGAGCAGCUCUUCCUGCAACUCCUGGGGCAAUGGACCCAAGAAGGGUCCGAGCAAGGGGAAGAUGGGCAAGCCAGAUGAGGCUUGGAUCAUGAACCGUCUCAUCAAACAGCUCACUGACAUGGGCUUCCCGAGAGACCCUGCUGAGGAGGCUUUGAAGAGCAACAACAUGAACCUUGACCAGGCCAUGAGUGCCCUGUUGGAGAAGAAGACGGACCUGGACAAGCGGGGCAUGGGCAUGUCUGAUUACAGCAACGGCAUGAACAAGCCCAUGGUGUGUCGGCCCUCUGCGCUCUCCAAAGACCCCUCCGACCGCACCUCCUUCCUUGACAAGGAUGGUGUUCUGUCAGAUGAUGCUCCCCCAUCACCAUUUCUGCCUUCCCCCAGCCUGAAGCUCCCCCUGGCCAACAGUAGCCUUCCUGGGCAGGGUCUGGGACAGGGCAACCCGGGGCUGGCCAUGCAAAACUUGAACAACAGACAGAUACCCAGUGGAAUGUUUGGCAGUAGUGGAGCAGCACAAACCCGGGCCAUGCAGCAGCAGCCUCCUCAGCCACCAGUGCCACCUCUCAGCUCCUCCCAGCCUAGUCUACGUGCUCAAGUGCCUCAGUUUCUCUCCCCUCAGGUCCAAGCACAGCUCUUGCAGUUUGCAGCAAAAAACAUUGGUCUGAACCCUGCACUUUUAACCUCACCAAUAAACCCUCAACAAAUGACCCUCUUGUACCAACUUCAGCAACUGCAAAUGGCGUACCAGCGUUUACAAAUCCAGCAGCAGAUGAUGCAGGCGCAACGCAAUGUUUCCGGCCCCAUUAGACAACAAGAGCAGCAAGUUGCACGUACAAUCACCAACAUGCAGCAGCAGAUCCAGCAGCACCAGCGUCAGCUGUACCAAGCGCUGCUGAUGAAGCAGCAGCAACUUCCCUCUCAUUCCUCCUCCUCUUCCUCAUCCUCCGCUGGUCUGCAUCCCCCCGGUGGCCCCGCCGGAGGCCAUGGUUCCGGCAAAUCAACCCUGGACCCCUUCACAGGCCCACACCAGGCUCCGGGCCUCGCCGACACACUGCACACCAAAGAGCCACCGUCUUCGCCCAACGCCUACAGCACCUACCCUCUCUCUGGACUGAAUCCAAACAUGAAUGUAAACUGCAUGGAGGUUGGGGGUUUGUCCCUGAAGGAGCCCCCUCAGCCCCAAUCCCGCCUGUCCCAGUGGACACACUCCAACUCCAUUGACAGCCUCUCUGGCAACUCCUCAAACAUGGAGAACAACCUCAAUAAGCACGGUGCCAUAUCUGCUGCCUCUACCCUGGGCCCCCCUGGGAAGCCAGCCCAGAUGGAGGACUCAUACAGCCCUUACAAUCUAAUGUCCAGCUCUGAGUCCCCCACCAGCCCUUUGGUGCCCCCAGACAGCUGGGGCCAAGGCAAGAGCCCCAAUGAAAAGAUCUCCAACGGGACCAACAUUAACUGGCCCCCAGAGUUCUGCCCAGGUGUGCCAUGGAAGGGCCUCCAGAACAUCGACCCUGAGAAUGACCCCAACAUGACCCCUGGCAGCGUCCCCAGCGGUCCCACUAUCAACACCAACAUCCACGAUGUCAAUCGAUACCUGCUGCGGGACAGGAAUGGAGGUAAAUUGUCUGACAUGAAGUCCACCUGGUCCCCAGGGCCCAUCUCCCAAAGCCAAGCCUCUCUGUCCCAUGAGCUGUGGAAAGUCCCUCAGGGGCCGCGCAGCAAUGCAGCCCCUUCCCGGCCCCCGCCAGGCCUCACCAACAACAAACCCUCUUCCACCUGGGGCGGCAACUCGCUGGGCCUGGCCCAAGGCUGGAGCGGCUCCUACUCCUCUGAGGGAACCACCUGGAGUACUGACAGCUCCAACAGGACCACCAGCUGGCUCGUGCUGAGAAAUCUUACCCCACAAAUCGAUGGUUCGACUCUGCGGACCCUGUGCAUGCAGCACGGCCCCCUGAUCACAUUCCACCUCAACCUGACCCAGGGGAACGCCGUGGUGCGCUACAGCUCCAAGGACGAGGCCGCAAAGGCCCAGAAGUCUCUGCACAUGUGUGUGCUUGGAAACACCACCAUCCUGGCAGAGUUUGCCGGUGAGGAGGAGGUGAACCGCUUCUUUGCACAAGGCCAGUCGCUGGGGGCUAACACCACUAGCUGGCAGGCCAACCCGGGAACCAAUCAAAACCGGAUGGGCGGGGCAGCACAGUCCCACUCUAUAGGCCAGUGGAGCAGCGGCAGCGGCGGCGGAGGCAAGACCAGCGGAGGCGACCUACUGUGGGGCGGUGUGCCCCAGUACUCCAGCCUGUGGGGACCACCAAGCGGCGAGGACGCCCGUGUGAUCGGGAGCCCCACCCCCAUCAACACCCUGCUGCCUGGAGAUCUGCUGAGUGGGGAGUCCAUGUAGGAUGAUGCCACGACACACUAACCAACCAACCCACCACCACCAUGUCAAGUAAGCCAUUGGUGGAGGGUGGUGUGGAUAAAAAAUUCAAAACAAAACAAAAAAAAAUUCAAUACGAACAGGAGCAAAACCCAAGCAAAUCAUGUGGCGAUAAUCAGUAUCAAUUUAACUGUUUUGAACUGUGAACAGUGAAUCAGACGGCCGGGGUCCCAACCACAGACUGCAGACUCCCGUCCUUCUGUUUUGCUUUUGUCCUUUUUUUGUUUGGUUUGAGGGAAAAAAGCAACUUUUUUUUCCUUUCAGUAUU